This is a messenger RNA of Cyanistes caeruleus (blue tit), 1362 nucleotides long. NCBI's taxonomy places the organism in Eukaryota, Metazoa, Chordata, Aves, Passeriformes, Paridae. The record is from RefSeq and is a predicted model, not a curated record.
GAGAAGCAGGGUUGAAGAGCAAAAUGGUGAAAUUAUGUACCUGGAGUUUUGCAGAAGGAGGAGUGUGAGGUAGAGCAGGGACUCAGGACGAGGAGGAGUAGGAAGAGGAAGCAGCACCAAGUUCAUCCCUGAAUCUUCAGCUCCCCCACCCCAGGAAUGUUGCCUCCCCACAUGCAGCGGGUGACUGGGGAGGGGGAUCCACGAUUUUCUUGGGGCUGAAUCUUGGUGUUUCUAAGCUUUAUUGGGCUAAAUGUUGGUGCUUUGAUUUCUUGUGAGGGCUGAACCUUUCUGUUCUGGAGGGGGUUUUGGCUGAAUCUCGUUGUUUGAUUAGUUUUUGGAAAACACAAUCAGUGUUUUCUUGUUUGGUCUGAAUGUUGGUGUUUUAGAGAUUCUUACAGACAAAAGAUGACCAAUGACUUUCUGAGAUGAACUUGGGCAAGGAGGAAACCCCAGCCCAAGGCACUCUCUUGUUGUUUAUUUCCCCCCAAACAGGAAUUUUACGUGACCAAACCAUGUCCAGAUGGAGCAGGAAGAGGAAAAGCCCUGGAGAUGCCGCACAAGGAGGGGCUGCAAACUCAGUCCAGGGAGCUGCAAGGAGGAAAGAUCCCCCCAAGUGCCAGGAACACGGCCAGAGAUCCAGCCGGAGUUCAGAGCUGGGGGUGAAACCUCAUGGUGGGGAGAAGCCCCACAAGUGCUUGGAAUGUGGGAAGAGCGUCAGCCGGAGCUCCGACCUGAAGAAACACCAGAGGAUCCACACUGGGGAAAAGCCCUAUGAGUGUGGGAAAUGUGGGAAGAGCUUCAGAAGUACCUCUGACCUGAUGAAACACCAGGUGAUCCACACAGGGGAACGGCCCUACACCUGCUUGGAAUGUGGGAAGAGCUUUGGGUGGAGCUCUGACUUGAGGAAACACCAGCGCAUCCACACUGGGGAGAGGCCCUACGAGUGUCCCCAGUGUGGGAAGAGGUUUCAGACCAGCUCCAGUGUCCUCCUACAUGAGCGGAUUCACACAGAUGAGAGGCCCUUCCGCUGCCCCGACUGCGGGAUGAGCUUCAACCGCAACUCCACCCUUGUCAGUCACCGGCGCAUCCACACUGGGGAGAGGCCCUACGAGUGUCCCCAGUGUGGGAAGAGCUUCUCCAGGAGCUCUCACUUGACCCGACACCAACGUAGGCACCAGUAAGGGAAGCCCUGCGAGUGCCCCGAGUGCGGGAAGAGCUUCGUGCGCUGCUCCAGCUCCAUCCCCCAUGGGAGGAUGGGCGUUGGAUGAUCCCCAGUGACCCCCGUUGGGCAGAGCCCUGGUGAUCCGUGGUCCUGGUGAUGCGUGUUGGGAAGACACCUGGCUGGGAGGCUCCACAUCUUCC